AAUCCGAGAAGAGAGCGCGGUGGAGAUGGUAUCGGAUGCGGAUCUCGUCGGCCGGCUGCGGGAGUUCCUGCGAACCUCCGACCUCUCGACGACGACGAAUGCGAUCGUCCGGCGACGCCUGGAGGAGGACUUCGGCAUCGAUCUCUCAUCCAAGAAGGCCUUCAUCCGUGAACAGGUGGAUCUUUUUCUCCAGUCGGAGCUCAACCCUGAUGCCAAGAACGAGGCUGAAGAGCCGGUGAAGGGGGAGGAUGAAGGGGAUGCUGAUGGAGAAGUAGAUGAAGAGGAGGAGGAGGAGGAGGAGGAGGAGGAAGAGGAGGAGAGCAGUCAUGGGAGGAGUGGCCGGAAGAGAAAAUCUAACAAACUCGGUAAGGAAACUAAGAAGAGGGGCGGUGGUUUUACAAAAGUCUGUAGGCUCUCCCCACAACUUGAAAUGUUUAUUGGAGUCUCUGAAUUAGCCAGAACAGAGGUUGUUAAGAGACUCUGGGCUUAUAUUCGGGAAAACAAUUUGCAAGAUCCAUCCAACAGGAGAAGGAUAUUAUGUGAUGAGAAAUUGCAAAACCUUUUCAAUGUUAAUGCAAUUGACAUGUUUCAAAUGAACAAAGCAUUAGCAAAGCAUAUUUGGCCCUUGGAUUCAGAAGAUGGUCCAGCCAAUUCAACUCCUAAAGAAAAACAGCAAAAGAAACAGAAAGAUGAAGCAGGUCCAGCUGAGUCAUCUCAGAAGGAAAAGCAUCAUAAGAAGCAGAAAGAGGAAGAUUCUGAUGAAUCACCACCAAAAGCAAAAGGUCGAAAAGGAGGUGGUUUCCUCGCUCCACUCCAACUUUCAGAUGCUCUAAUUAAGUUCAUUGGUACUGGAGAAAGUGCUCUAUCAAGGUCUGAUGUUGUGAAGAGAGUAUGGAACUACAUAAAAGAAAACAAGUUGCAGGAUCCUGCUGACAGGAGGAACAUCAUAUCUGACGAGAAGCUUAAAGAACUGUUUAACGUCGACUCGUUCCAUGGUUUUACCGUUUCUAAGUUACUGACAGCACAUUUUGUAAAAGCCGAAGACUGAUGCAGAAAAACUGGUAAAUUGGUAACACGCAAGGGCAGUUCCGGGCAAUUUUGUUUUGAGAAUGUGUUUUGCAAGCUUUCAUAAUUAACUGUUUUAUUUAACUGUCUUGUCUUUCUAGCUCGAUCGCCUUCGGAGAAUAUCAAGAAGAUGAAAAUGAAAUUUUUUUGUUCAUUUCUUUUAUCUAAUGCAUUCGCGUAAUA
Molecule: messenger RNA, 1248 nt
Organism: Dioscorea cayenensis subsp. rotundata (Guinea yam)
Lineage: Eukaryota; Viridiplantae; Streptophyta; Magnoliopsida; Dioscoreales; Dioscoreaceae
Product: upstream activation factor subunit spp27-like
Exons: 7
Coding region: 26-1048 (340 amino acids)
Cellular component (GO): nucleus
Source: RefSeq, a predicted model, not a curated record